This is a messenger RNA of Lactuca saligna, 1662 nucleotides long. NCBI's taxonomy places the organism in Eukaryota, Viridiplantae, Streptophyta, Magnoliopsida, Asterales, Asteraceae. The record is from the annotation of a GenBank genome assembly.
AUGCACGUACGUGCGGUGUACGAUUUGGCUGUUGCUGGUGAUGCCACCUCAACGUCGGUUGUCCCUUAUGUUCAGGUUGCUCAUGCUGCUCGCCGUGGUCGACGACCAGGUCGGAUGAGGCUUCUGCCCGAUCUUCCUCAGUAUGUUGACCUAGGGGAUAGUCGUUGUGUCUGCAAGUAUUGUGGUGCCUUUUUUUGGUUUUCUGAAAGGAGUAUGAAAUUAUCUAUGCAUAAUCAUCCGAGGUAUAGUCAUUGUUGCAGGUCUGGUGAAGUUGUCCUGCCCUAUCCCUCUGCAUUUCCACCUGAAUACAUCUCGCUUUUCGGUAAUGACAGCAACCUGAGGGACAUUAGGGCCUAUAAUAGUAUGUUCUCUAUGACAUCUUUUGGCGCCACUGUAGACGAUGAACUUAACAAUGGUCGUGGUCCUUAUGUUUUUAAGGUUUCAGGACAAAUUAGUCAUCAGAUCGGUUCCCUCUGUCCUGAUGCUGUAAAGGGGCCUAGAUUUCUGCAGUUAUAUCUAUUUGAUAUAGCUAACGAAGUUCAAAACAGGUAUGAUUUACCUACACCUGGAUCUUUAGGUUGUAUUGUUACAGGUGAUGCGUAUGCUGGUGAUCGUUACGACAUUGUCAUUCAUUCCAACACAGGUCGUCCUCAGCGUAUUAGUAAGCUACACCCUACCUAUAUGCCUCUGAAUUACCUGCUUUUGUUUCCGUACCGUGAGCCCGGUUGGUGUCCAGCCAUGAGAUUAGGAAACAGAACUGAUGCUGGAGCUAAAAACCUCACGCUAAAUAUGUAUUAUGCAUACCACCUUCACGGACGUCAGUACAUAUGGUAUGCUAUUUUUAAUUCUUCUAGAUUGGAAAACGUCUGUUCCUACCAACAUCUUUUACUGGUGGUCCACGUUACAUGUAUUGAAGAUAGUCAUCUCCAGUUUUAUGCAACACAUCAGGAAACCCUUCGUUCCGAAUAUGUUGGAGGCCUUUAUGAUGCAUUAUCGAAAGGUGAUAGAGGUUCCCGAUCAGUUGGAAAACGUGUGUUCCUACCAACAUCUUUUACUGGUGGUCCAUGUUAUAUGUAUAGCCACUAUCAAGAUGCUUUAGCGAUCUGUAGGCUACACGGGAAUCCACAGUAUUUCAUUACAUUUACAUGCAAUGUCAAAUGGCCGGAGAUUACACGGUAUAUGGACAUGCAUGAUCAGAGAGACUCGCAAAGCAGAACAUAUAUCAUUGCUAGAGUAUUCCAGCUGAAAGUACAAUCCCUCAUAAAUUACCUAAAGCAGGAUAAACCUUUUGGAGAAAUUGAUGCAUAUCGUGUUAGAUAUGUCAUUCCAAAGGAUGUAGGUGUGAAUGAUGUUGGACCAAGCAAGACUGUAAAUGAACAACCGAAUGUCAUGUGUGAAGAAAAGCAACGCAUCGAUGAGAUAAAACAUAUUUGGAUGAUACUCUCAGUUCAUGAAGAAAAUAAUCAGUCAAUUCUUUUCAAGGAAGACACAACAAUAAUACAAGUUCUCCGUAAUCCAUCUGCUACUAGGGCAACCCUUUUAGCAUGGUUUGAAAGCAACGCAAAGGACCCGACGGGUCAUGAGCACACAUAUAUUGAUUAUCCAAAAUACUACAAGUGGGAUGCCCCUUCCAAAUCGUGGGAUAGGAGAGCAGCUGUUUGA